AUGGAUUUAAGUAAAGCGAUAUAUGCGCCUCAAGUUGCCUCUGAGGUUAGUGCCUUGGUUGGUCGGCUAAAGGAGUCUUGCAAAAAGCCUGCAAAGAAGUCUUUUAUGUGCAAGGAGUCCAUUUUUAAUGAUGUCGGGUCGCAUCAAAAUCUCGUUGUUAGCUCAUGGCGAUUCCGAGAAUGGGACUACCGUCGCACUGACCUACCAGUCUACGCUCGAGGACUUUUUACCGGAAAAAAUGAAAAGGAUCAAGACGAGAUUAUCAUUCGUGGAUAUGACAAAUUUUUUAAUAACGAUGAAGUGAGCGCAACAAAGUGGAACAAUAUAGAAACAACUACCCAGGGACCAUAUGAAGUAAGUCUGAAGGAAAACGGCUGCAUCAUAUUCAUAAGUGGUCUUUGUGAUGGGUCACUGCUAGUUACAAGCAAGCAUUCUACGGGAUCGCGAGAUAGCGGAAUAUCUCACGCUGUAGCUGGAGAAGAGCGGAUCAAUUUACAGCUUGCCAAGCUUGGUAGAGCUAAGGAAGACCUUGCUAUGGAACUUCGCACCAGAAACGUUACAGCCGUGGCAGAGCUGUGUGAUGAUAGUUUUGAGGAGCAUAUCCUUCCGUACACAGGAGAAAACUCUGGGCUAUAUCUACACGGGCUUAAUCUAAACAUUCCAAAAUUCGUAACCUAUCCAGGCAUCCAUGUUCAGGAUUUUGCUGAAAAAUGGGGGUUUCGAAAGACGGAAUCCGUGGUCUUCAAAGAUAUCAAAGCCACUAGGAAUUUUCUCGAAGAAGCAGCAAAGACUGGGAGUUACAAUGGUCGAAAUGUUGAAGGGUUUGUCAUUCGAUGUAAGGUUCCUCGAGACAGCUCAAAUGAACUCGAAGAUUGGUUUUUCAAGUACAAAUUUGAGGAACCAUAUCUACUGUAUCGUCAGUGGCGUGAAUGUACUAAGGCUAUGAUCAGUAAGCAGCCCCUUCGGUUAAAGAAGAAGAUUGCAGUAACGGAGGAAUAUCUCAAGUUUGCUGAGAGAAGGCUUUCUGAAAACCCCGAGUUAGCCAAAGCUUACCAAGACAACCAUGGCAUUAUCAAGCUUAGAGAAGACUUUUUAAAAGAAAAAAGCCUAAGUGGCUCGGAUAUCAUCAAAAAAGUACUGGAGGAUAAUAGAGGCACUCUUCAUGAUGUCGUCGAUAAUAUCAUUCUAGUACCUAUCGGCACUCUUGGAUGUGGUAAAACCACCAUAGCUGUCGCUCUAUCCCAUCUUUUUCAAUGGGAAAUUGUGCAAAAUGAUAAUAUUCAAGGCAAGGGUCGACCACCCCGCUUUGUCAAAGAGGUAUUAGCAAAGUUAGAGGAGAGGCCAGUUGUAUUUGCUGAUCGAAACAACACGGAACGACGAGAAAGAAGACAAUUGCUCGAAGAUGUGUCCAGGAGCCACCCGCAAACUCGAAUAGUUGCUCUUCAUUUUGUUCAUAGUUUAGAAGCAUACAAUCGUAUUCGGCAAGUCACCCAAGCUCGGGUCAUAUCAAGAGGUGACAAUCAUCAAACUAUACAAGCAUCUUCAGAUAAAGAUAAAGUUAUCUCUAUCAUGGAAAACUUUAUGGAUAGAUUUCAAGCUUUCAAUGCUGAAGAAGAACCUGACAGUAAAUUUGACGCAGUAGUAGAUCUUGAUCCAACCCUAGAUUCUCGCAAAAACCUAGAAACAGUUAUAGAGCAACUACGAACUUUGUUUCCUAAACUUAUCGGUGACAUGCCGAAUAAAGAGGACCUUGACGAUGCGAUUAACUAUGCUAUCCAUGAUUACAAGAUGGCUAUCCAACCUAGAAUUCCAGGCCAUCUAGAUAAUAGUGUGUCAAAACAAAACAACAGUAAAAAUAAGUUACCCUCUAAAAAGCUUAAACCGAUGGAGUACUUUUGUGUCACAUUACCUACAGCUCAAAUACUACAGACUGUUACUAAUUGUUUCGAAUCAGUAUCCUCAAAUGAGAUUAGAUACUUUUGGAAGCUGCUAAACCGUGACAACCGCAUUCAAACCGAAUUUCACGUCACACUUGCCCACCAAUCUUCUGCGAAGAGUCAUCCUGAAUUAUGGCAAAAAUAUAUGAAACUAUACAGCGAAGCAUGCGAGGGGGAUCUUUCUAAAAAUCGGCAAAAGAUUGGCCAGUGCAAAAUCUAUCUAGAGCGGCUUGUCUGGGACGAACGAAUCAUGGCAAUUGUUGUCCGUCUCGUCGAUAAGGAAUGGGAUUGCGUAAAUCAAGUUGCCCAUAUUACUAUUGGCACUAGCGGUAAGAAAGUCAAACCGAAAGAGAGUAAUGAUAUGUUGGAAAAAUGGCUACAGCUUGGUCCUGGCGGAUACUCCAGGAUCAAAACUUUAGUGAUUGAGGGUUUCAUCAAUGUUGAGGGUACGGUUAUCGGAGUUCUAUCGAAUUAA
This is a messenger RNA of Blumeria graminis f. sp. triticale, 2412 nucleotides long. NCBI's taxonomy places the organism in Eukaryota, Fungi, Ascomycota, Leotiomycetes, Helotiales, Erysiphaceae. The record is from the annotation of a GenBank genome assembly.